This is a messenger RNA of Cuculus canorus (common cuckoo), 2157 nucleotides long. It is a transcript of the gene HOXB2, whose product is annotated as homeobox B2. The transcript has 2 exons. The record is from RefSeq and is a predicted model, not a curated record. Gene Ontology annotation, biological process: regulation of DNA-templated transcription. The coding region runs from base 331 to 1347 and encodes 338 amino acids. Lineage: Eukaryota; Metazoa; Chordata; Aves; Cuculiformes; Cuculidae. Gene Ontology annotation, molecular function: DNA binding; DNA-binding transcription factor activity, RNA polymerase II-specific.
AGUGUCUGCUUUUCUGGGGAUCUACUCUCGCCCUUUUUUUUUUUUAAUCAAUUAAAGAAAAUAAUGCUUUCUGUUUGCCACCAGGCCCCGCCUGCCAUUGGCCGGGGCUGCCCACGUGACCAGGAAUUGGCUGCAAUUUCGCCCCAGUCUCGAGUUUAAUAGAGCAAGGUCCCCAUACGCCUGUAUUAUCAGCAAUAUAACAAUUAUAAAAAGCCCGAGAACCAUCAUCAUCAUUGCCAUAAAAACUGAGGCCCUCAGAUUUCUUUCCCCCUUCCCCUCCUCCUCCCUCUCCCCCCUCCCGCUUUUUAAACCCUGGGCCCUGGAAAAGCCAUGAAUUUUGAAUUUGAGAGGGAGAUAGGGUUUAUAAAUAGCCAGCCUUCGCUCGCAGAGUGCCUGACGUCUCUUCCCGCUGUCCUGGAGACAUUUCAAACUUCAUCAAUCAAGGACUCGACAUUAAUUCCUCCUCCUUUUGAGCAAACCGUCCUCAGCCUGAAUCCUUGUUCCAGCAGCCAAGCAAGACCAAGGAGCCAAAAAAGAGCAUCUCAUGGCCUGCUCCAGCUCCAGCCCCAGCCUCCGGCACAGCCCGGCCCCUUGGCAGCGGAAUUCCCCUGGAUGAAGGAGAAGAAAUCGUCCAAGAAAUCUACCCAGGCUACAUCCUCUUCUUCCCCCCCAUCAUCUUCCUCGAUGCCGGUCCCUGCCGCAGGAUCUCCUGCAGACAUCCAGGGGCUGGCAGACAGCAGCGGCUCCAGGAGGCUCCGGACAGCGUACACCAACACGCAGCUGCUGGAGCUGGAGAAGGAAUUUCACUUCAACAAAUACCUCUGCAGGCCCCGGCGGGUGGAGAUCGCGGCUCUGCUCGACCUCACCGAGCGGCAAGUGAAGGUCUGGUUCCAGAACCGCCGGAUGAAGCACAAGAGGCAAACGCAGCACAAAGAACCCCCCGACGGUGACCUCGCCUACCCGAGCCUGGAUGAGGGCAGCGACCCAGCGGAGGAGGCAGAGGAGAGCCCAGCUCUCGGCCCGGCUCCGGCGCCCGGCGCCUCUUUCCAAAGGAAAAAAACAGGGAAUGAGGAGCCCGGGAGCCGGCUGGCGGCUGAGGGGGAACGGGGACCCGGGGGGGAACCCGGCCCCGCCGCCCCUCCGGCCCCUGCCUACCCCGGGGGCCAGGAUUCGCCUUUGUUGCCCGAGCUGAGCAUCUUCUCGGCCGAGUCCUGCCUGCAGCUGGCGGAGGGGCUUUCCCCCGCUCUCCAGGGCUUGGAGAGCCCCGUCCACUUCUCCGAGGAAGACCUGGACUUUUUUACAAGCGCACUUUGUACGAUAGAUUUGCAACAUUUAAAUUUCCAGUAGCGACCCCUUCUUUCCCCCUCCAGCCCCCCUUCCUUCGCCGUUUCUGCCCCUUCCAGGCUCACCAGCCCCAUUCCGAGCCACUGCCAGCUCCCUGCAAUAGGAGGGAGCACCCCCGAAAUAAACCCACAACGAACCAUCUCCCACUCAAGCGCCCUCCUCCCAUUUCUUUUAAAGCUCCUCACACUGCGGGACCAGAAUUCCCCCUUCCAAUAUUUAUUCUAGAAGGCUCACAUGAAAGAUCGGCCCGAGUUUUGCUUAAAUGCAGGUAUUUAAGGAUAGUUUUAUUUCCCUCCCUAAUUUAUUUUGAAGAAAGCAGCCGGUGGUUCUUAUACACAGCAGAGAUGUCAUCCCCAAGAGAAAACCUUUGUAAAUCCUUCCAAGGACUUUCUCAGGAAUCAGAACGAGACUUUUAGAUUUCUUAAUAAAAUAAAAUAAAUUAAAAAUCAGAGGAAUUUUCCUUCCUCUUUUUACGUUUUAGAUGUAGAUUAUUUAUUCAAAUCCUUUAAUAGUAAAUGGCAAAUUAUUUAUUGUACAUUAUUUUCAUAGAGUAAAUAAAUGUCUUUAUAAAACCAAGAAACGUGUGUUGCAGCAUAUUUCGCUCGAGAACGUCCUAUUUUCCCCCUGAAUCAUUCGCCUUCUUCUGUCCUGCUUUGCAGAAAUGAUGUCCUAAUAAUCUCCUCUUGCGCAUUGAGAGAGGAGACAAAGGGAUUUGCUCCCAACUAACAAUUCCAGAGGCUUCGCGAGUCAGAAAUCUCUGCUCUAUUCAGUUCUGCCUGCAUUUUCUUUCAGUUUGGGUUUCAUUUAUUUUAU